UAAAAACAACAGAGAGAAAAUGCCAGCAUCCGUUGGGAAAAGGAUAAGACAAAGCAGAAUGGACGAGAAUGACUAGACGCAACGCAGUCUCUUCUUGGCUCUGACCUUGACUACUGCAGUCUUCACUUCCUUGACACCCAUAGCGAGACACAGUGUUGUCUUGGAACUGGUAACGGGCAUGAGCAAGCUGAGAAGCUCUGAUUGUUUAGUAUCAAAACUCGAUGCACGGUUUCCACCACCUAACAAAGGUUAUUACUUCAAAAGACAAUGGUCUUUGACAGCCAGAACAACAACAGACUCUUCACCUCACUGGAGUAGAUCCAUGGAAUCAUGCACAUCCGCUUCAGGAUGCAUGUUCAUCUGGUAUACAUGUAUCUCAUCGAUAACGCGCAAACACCUUCCAUGCAGGCAGGAAUUACAUGAUGCCAUUUAUAGUAUAUGCACCAGGCUAUUCCUCUUCUUGUCCGGGUAUAUUAAGAAUAACAACAUUUGAAAUAGUUGAUAAUAUAUGCUAAAAUAAGUACAUAUGUCAGGUGGCACUCAUCGGAAUAUCUGUGCCGCGGUUCAAAUGCG
This is a messenger RNA of Aspergillus glaucus CBS 516.65, 573 nucleotides long. RefSeq lists its product as uncharacterized. The transcript has a single exon. The record is from RefSeq and is a predicted model, not a curated record. Lineage: Eukaryota; Fungi; Ascomycota; Eurotiomycetes; Eurotiales; Aspergillaceae. Bases 179 to 493 code for a protein of 104 amino acids.